GCGUAAACAAAAGCAUCGCCUUGACAAGUCAAAAUCUUGCUUUUAAUAAGCACUCCUCCACCACUCCUUGAACCCUUCUGGGCGCUACUGCCGAGUUCCACUCAAUAGACCAGAUACAGGUACAAAUGCCCGUGAACUCCGAGAGAGUGCCCGCGCCCUCUGGGAUCGCAACCAAGCUACCCGUCCUCUCCAGAUCGGCUGUUGGUGCAGCCUUGCUCAUAAGCCUCCAAUUGUGCUCGCGGAUCCUGACCUUCAUUGUCAACCAAGUCUUUAUCCGCUUCCUCUCACCCGAACUCCUCGGAAUAUCUACGCAACUCGAACUCUACUCCAUCACAGUCCUCUUCUUCGCCAGAGAGAGCCUGCGAGUUGCCAUCCAACGCCAAGCCGACACGAUAGAUGCUGUCUCCAAGGAGACAGAGAAAGUCCCAAAGGGUCACGUGGAUGAGAGGACAGCUGCAGGACGGAGCCAAGCAAUUGUGAAUCUUGCUUACAUCUCAAUGGGCCUCGGUGUCGCCUUUGCCUUCGGAUUUGCAUGGUUGUAUCUCCACACCACCCCUUCCCAGGAUCCCACCGUACUAGAGAGCCUCUACUUUCGUGAAAGCUUGUCCAUAUAUGGCCUUGCAGCUAUCUGGGAAUUACUAGCUGAGCCCUGCUACGUAAUUGCCCAACAAAAGGCAAGAUUCGAAGUACGCGCAGUAGCAGAAUCGACUGCCACAGCGCUGAGAUGUCUCAUGACUUGCGGCUCUGCUCUCUGGGCUUCGCAAGUUAGCAUGGAUAUAGGGGUCCUCCCCUUUGCCCUUGGCCAGGGUAUAUACGCCUUAUCACUGUCGAUCGUCUACUACUGGAAAGUCUGGGGCAUCAGUUCCGCCAAUGGUUUCUCUCUGAUGGCCGCCCCUAUUUGCAGUAAUUCUACAUGGUACAUAUUCUCCUACUUUUCGUGGCCACUCUUGUCACUGAGUGGAACAUUCUUCGUUCAGUCAAUCAUGAAGCACUUUUUGACGCAAGGCGAUACCCUCAUCAUCACUUCCCUUGCUUCUCUUCAAGCGCAAGGCACGUAUGCUCUGGUAAGCAAUUAUGGUGGUCUAAUCGCAAGGCUGCUUCUUCAGCCGGUGGAAGAAGUGAGCCGCAAUCAUUUUGGCAAAGCCCUCUCGGUAGUCAAUGGAACUCCUUCCAAGGAAGUGGUUCUGAACGCGCGGGAUCAACUUCUUAGGCUUCUGCGAGUAUACGUCCUCUUGUCCGUCUGUAUCGUUGCUGUCGGGCCUACUGUGGCCCCGCUCCUCGUCAAGGCGACUGCCGGAUCGAAAUGGACAUCUUCUGGAGCUGGGUCUGUUUUGGCAACCUACUGCUACUAUAUUCCGCUACUGGCAAUUAAUGGGUUAACGGAAGCUUUCGCAUCCUCCGUGGCAACCGAAUCGGAACUCAAUCGCCAGACGAUCUGGAUGAUUGGAUUCUCCGUUGCUUUUGCCAGCGCAGCAUUUACAUCUCUGCAAGUUCUGGAUCUUGGAGCUGAGGGUCUUGUAUGGGCCAAUGGACUUAACAUGCUCCUUCGAAUAACGUGGUGCGCGGCUUUCAUACAAGCCUAUCUGAAACGUUAUGGUGCUAGCCUCGAGACCAGGUUACUAAUACCCCGCCCAAUGACCAUGGCAGCUGGAGUCGUAACAUAUGCAGUGCUGGUGCAAUUGCAGUCUACAUUUAAUGAUGGAAUUGUGGACUUUUUGAAAAGUGGAGUGGUAGCAGUUGUGUUUGUGAUUGUUCUCUCUUUCAGUGAGCGGGCAUUCCUCCUUGAAUGCUUCCGCACGUUUAGACGCCCAAGGCAAUGAAUUGUGGUGGAGGUUUAGUCGAACUUGAUUUUCUUCGCUAUUUUGGUCAUGUCCGCAUCUUUAGCAAAAGCCCCGUGUGACUCUUGGAGUGCAUCAGCUGGCAGGGAAAUUUCGCAAAUAUAACAGUUUUUACCAGCCC
Hyaloscypha bicolor E is the source of this 1959-nucleotide messenger RNA. Its product is annotated as Rft-1-domain-containing protein. The transcript is spliced from 3 exons. The record is from RefSeq and is a predicted model, not a curated record. Lineage: Eukaryota; Fungi; Ascomycota; Leotiomycetes; Helotiales; Hyaloscyphaceae. The coding region runs from base 126 to 1820 and encodes 564 amino acids. Gene Ontology annotation, biological process: dolichol-linked oligosaccharide biosynthetic process; glycolipid translocation. Gene Ontology annotation, cellular component: endoplasmic reticulum membrane.